Molecule: messenger RNA, 1257 nt
Organism: Arachis stenosperma
Lineage: Eukaryota; Viridiplantae; Streptophyta; Magnoliopsida; Fabales; Fabaceae
Exons: 7
Coding region: 1-1257 (418 amino acids)
Source: RefSeq, a predicted model, not a curated record
AUGAAUAAUAGCAUGCCAACAAGUGUAAGCCAAGAUCGGAGUUGUGCAAAUUCUACUCAGUCCACAAUCAACCAAAGGCAGCAGCAGAUUAUUCAAGUCACACAUGGUAGAACUCAAAAAAGGCAACAUGAUACGACUUUGCUGAGUUCAAACACUACCCCACAAGAUGAAGAUUUAAUGUCGGAGCAAGAUGGAUCAAGAAAGGAAAAGAGCAAGCCAAGGGUAAGGGCUACAACUAUUGAUGAAUUUUUAAAAGAAAAUAGGAUAGAUGUAGAAAUUGACGGACUAAGCUCUGAACUAAGUGAUGAUGUGGGAGAUAGCUUUCCACUUGAUGAAAAUUAUUAUUCACAUGUGAUGGAGGACAUUGAUGAUGACGAAGGAACAAUUGGUAGAAAUAAAAGAUUUGUGAGUCUUUUGUACACUAGCUGGCAUGCUGUAACUCCUAAAGCUAAGAAAUUCAUGUGGAACUAUGUUAAUGAAGGUGCGUAUAACACUGUUGAUAUCAUACAGACCAAGUUUAUCCUCCCAGAUAGUGGAGAAAAGUGGGUGAUCCAAGCAAUUCGGGAUGCUUGGAAGCGGUUCAAGGGAAAGAUUAAGCAGAAGCACUUUGUUCCCUUUGAUACCAUCGAAGAUAUGUCAAUAAGUGAAAAAAACAAGAAACAUAAAGAACAGCAAAAGUUUCCACAUCGCAUGGGGCCAAUCAAUUUUGGAAGAGUACGAGUGGCUCUGCGCGCGACAAAGGAAACAAAUGAGGAACCAAAAAGGUUUGAAAUGUUCCUUGCUACUCGAACAAGUCAGAAAAGGAAGGAAGUUGAUCAGGAAACACAAGAUGCAAUUGAUGAAUUUCAAAACCGGCAAGCUGCUGGUGAAAUAGAUGAGGAAUCUUUUAAGUCUUUAUUUGGAAAAGAACAACCAGGUCGGGUUAGGUGCUAUGGAAGAUCUAUUACACGACGUGACUUAAAAAAGCAUGCAGAAAUUUCUGAACUCAAGCAACAACACCAGGAGGAAGUCACAUCUUUGAAGGCUGAACUUGGAGACAUGAAGGCCAAACAGCAGCACCAAGAGGCUGACCUUUAUGGAUUGCGAAACAUGAUUAAGUUACUAGUUCAGCGAUCUGAACCUGGAAUGAGGCCGGAAGAAAUUGAAGCUUUGUUACAAGAUGCCCAACACUCUCCAAUUGAUGCAAAUAGCGCUCAUGGAUCAACACAUAUUCCAAACAUAAAUAUGGAUAAUUCUGAAUAUGCAAAUGAAGAUUGA